AUGAGUGACUCCAGAGACAGAGCCCGCGAGGAGAGACCUCCUCCUCAGCAGAACGUCAAGCCCAAGUUCAGCGGGCGCCAGGAGCCGCGCUCUACGGACAAACCCAAGCCUCGCCGCUCGCGCAGCAUCGACUCUGUGCGCGACCGCGGCCGCAGACGAGAGCGCCACGCGCCGGGAGAACACAGACGUGGCCGCAGUGAAGAGGCGCGUGGACGCAAACACGGCGAGAAACCAAAGAAGUACGUCCCUGAGGACAGCGUGGACGACACGGAGUGCGCCAUCUGCUUCUGCUCCUACGACAACAACUUCAAGACGCCCAAGCUGCUGAGCUGCGGCCACACCUUCUGCCUGGAGUGCCUGGCGCGCAUCAACGUCCUGUCGGCGGAGCUGAAGAGCCUGCCGUGCCCCGUGUGCCGCGAGGUCACGCAGAUCCCGCACGGACAGGACCUGCCGCGGCUCGGCACCAACCAGGACGUGGUGCGCAGGCUGCCGCCGCAGAUGCAGCGGGUGCUGUCCAUACGGUUCAAGCGCAGCAAGGGGAAGCUAAUGCUAAAGACGCAGACGCCGAUGGGCUCGGUCAAAGCUGCGUCACCGGUGAAAGAAAAGCCGCAGGUGGACGUGGAGGCGGCGCGCACCGUUGUGGACGUGGGGCGGCCUCCCAGCCGGGUGCACGGGCGGCUGCGGAGGCGGUUUCGCUCGGAUCGCUGCUACUGCGCAGUGUUAGCAUCUGUGCUCACCGUCACCGUGGUUCUGAUGCUCAUUGGGAUCCUGGCGUUCAUCAUCGUCCCCAGUGUGUCCAGGCACCGAAGGCCCGGCGGUCACCAAGGCAACUUCACCGGCGCCGGGGACUCGCCUUGA
Molecule: messenger RNA, 858 nt
Organism: Knipowitschia caucasica
Lineage: Eukaryota; Metazoa; Chordata; Actinopteri; Gobiiformes; Gobiidae
Source: the annotation of a GenBank genome assembly